AUGGCCUCGAAAUCUCCUGUCCCAUUAGAUAGCGAUGGCUUUCCGGUUGUCACAUCGCCGAUUACAGGAAAGUACGUCUUACAUCGUAGCGGGUCUGAUACCGUACACCUCUUGAGGUACACACUCGCCGAAGAAUCCUUCAACGAGCCUUUCGAUACAUUUCAACUGCGGUCCGCCCUGGUCAUUGGUCUACAGAAAGAGCUCGACUCCUUCCAAGAGGGCACCACGUUACGGGAGGUUCUUCUUCAGGGUGGUUCCGCCCUUGAAGAUGCCAGAAAGCUGGCAAAGGAGACUCAGCUUGUCAAAAAGAUCCUGGACGCAGGACGGAGGAGUGAGACUCGAGCAGCCACGGAAACCAGUGAGCAACGCCAGGAGAGACUCAGGAGACAUGCGCUUGUCCAGAAUCCCCCAGCGGAUGAACAACGAGGGGAGGAUUCCGCAAAAAGACAGCUGACCCCCGAACGGAUGAACAACGGCAGAAGCAAAGCGAAUACUAUAGGAAUAAGCGACGGGUUAAGCCAGUGA
Molecule: messenger RNA, 525 nt
Organism: Letharia columbiana
Lineage: Eukaryota; Fungi; Ascomycota; Lecanoromycetes; Lecanorales; Parmeliaceae
Exons: 2
Coding region: 1-525 (174 amino acids)
Source: RefSeq, a predicted model, not a curated record